This is a messenger RNA of Microtus ochrogaster (prairie vole), 3206 nucleotides long. It is a transcript of the gene Tcaim, whose product is annotated as T cell activation inhibitor, mitochondrial. The transcript has 12 exons. The record is from RefSeq and is a predicted model, not a curated record. Gene Ontology annotation, cellular component: mitochondrion. NCBI's taxonomy places the organism in Eukaryota, Metazoa, Chordata, Mammalia, Rodentia, Cricetidae. The coding region runs from base 411 to 1934 and encodes 507 amino acids.
GCGGCUUUGCAGCGGGGAGGGAGGAAGGCCACCGACAGACGGCCGCAGACCCGGCCGGAGAGUGGCUCGCCGGCCGGCAGGCCGGCCGGCCGUGCGCAGGCGUUCUGGGAGGAAGGCCGCUCCGCCGUAGCCAAUGAGCACGGGUGCUGCGGCCUGCUCGCCGGUCAGGGUGACCCGGGCCUGCGCGGGCCUGAGGCAGUGGGCGAGGCCUGUCAGGACCUCCUGGCUUAGCACAAGUUGACCAGGGACUCCACCCUUGCCCAGAGCUCGACCUGUGAGUGCCUGAGGCACGGGCGAGGCCUCCAGUUCUUAGGGUUGGCGACUGACGCUCAGCUGGAGGACUUACAUUCAGUGGGUCUGAUUGGACCCUGGAUACACAGCACCAAGGCCUGUAUAUAGGCAAUUAAUGGAUGCUUGGAGGUUGCCGUGCGUAUUCAGAAAUGUUUUGCCGCCUGAAGCCUUUGAGGAGGUUCUGCCUGAAGAAGAUCCUCCCUCACUGGCUUCCCUCCUCUCGGGCUCUAUCAGGAGCAGAAGCCGUCAAUGCCUUAAGACCUUUCUACUUUGCAGUUCAUCCCGAUUUCUUUGGACAGCACCCCAGGGAAAGGGAAAUCAAUGAAAAUUCUCUUAAGAGAUUAAGUGUCUACUUAGAAAACCUCCAGAAACCGGGCUUCAAGUCUCUGAAACCAACUCAGCUUACAUUUUAUAUAAGAGAAAAAACAGCUCAGAACUCCUUGGAAGGCCAGGAACCUAUCAGUACUUCUGGAUUUCGAGCAGUCAGAUUUACUUUGCACACCAGCGAUCUGCUAAGCACAGUGUUGUAUAUUCUCAACUCCUGCAGUUUGUCUGCUGAACACGUCCAAAGCUUGAACACUACUAACGUGCAUUCCCAGCCUCUCCAGGAAGCUACAGGGAUGCCUGACAGACCCAUCAAAUGGCAUAAGUCUUACUAUUCCUUCACUGGGUUCAAGGACCCUGACGAAGACCUACACGUCUCGAGAGUGGAGACAACCCUAAUGUCCUGGCUAGGUAGCAAUGGGCAAAGUGCAGUGAAAAAGCUGAAGAACAGCUUGCCUCUUAGGAAGGAGCUGGAUCGUCUGAAGAAGGAGCUGUCUGACCUUCUGCAACUUUCAGAUAUCAGGUGGCAAAGGGGCUGGGGUGUUGCCCAUCGCUGCAGCCAGCUGCACAGUCUCAGCCGCCUUGCACAGCAGAAUUUGGAACCACUUCAGAAUGCAAAAGGAUGCACCAUCGUGUUCACAGACCGCUCGGGCAUGAGUGCACUGGGCCACGUGAUGCUGGGAACCAUGGAUGUCCACCAUCACUGGACGAGACUUUUUGAAAGCUUGCCAAGUUAUUUUGACCUUCAGAGAAGAAUGUCAGCCCUAGAAGACCAGAUAAGCAAUCUUCUAGGGGGCAUACAAGUGGUUUAUAUUGAAGAGUUACAGCCAGCACUGACCCUUGACGAGUACUACUGCCUCCUUGACGUGUUCCACAAUCAGCUCCUAAAAAGCAGGGCGCCUGCCCACCCGCAAAGCCUGAGCGGCUUGGAGAUGAUCCUCAGCAGCGACAGGUACGAGCCAAGCUUGCAUGAACUCGGGCAUUUUAACAUCCCAGCCCUCUCAGAUCCAGCAAGCCUCCAGUCAUUUAUGAGAAGCCGAGCCCAGCAGGCAAGAGAAAACAUAACAAGAAGGGAGGAGUUAAAAGUUAUUGAAAAUGAAUUGAUACAGGCUUCCACAAAGAAAUUUUCUCUGGAGAAGUUCUACAAAGAGCCCAGCAUUUCCAGCAGACAGAUGGUGGACUGCUGUCGGAGACUCCUGCAGCUGUCGCUGCCUUAUCUGCACGGGAUGCACCUCUGCGUGUCACAUUUUUAUUCCGUCAUGCAGGAUGGAGACCUGUGCAUCCCGUGGAACUGGAAGAAAGGAGAAGCCAUGAAGUGACACAGACACCUGUCUUAUUUUCUGGAGAAAUGAGAAACUGUUGGGUUUAUUUAAAUUUAGUUCGAUGUUAGUAUUCGCAUCAGGACAGAGUUUCCGAGUGCUGCGUUAAAGCGGGAGUUUUCUUUGUAGUGACUUUAUGCUAAGAUACUUGUUUCUAAAUGGUUUGUCCCCUAGUCUUGUGAUGCUGAUAGCUAGGCAGAGAGAUGCUUAGAAGAAAAACUUAUUUUAAAGAGAGUUCUGUAAGAGUCAUGUAUUUUUAUAGAAGUGAGUGUGUGUGUGCACAAAUUGGUCUCGUUCAGUAUAGCUCUGUGGUACUAGAACUCAUUUUUACAUGCAGCACAGUUCAGCACGUGUCUUCGUAAUUAUAUCCCACAGACGCAAACACUUGGUAGCCGGUAAUGGACAGUUGUGUUCAGACAGAUGAUUGAUGGGUAGCAAAAAUUAAAUAACUACAUUUUGUUUGAGAAAGAUUUUUUAAACUAUUGAAUAUAUGCCAUUAACAUUGCCUGAUACUAGCUUAUUAAAACAUAAGUGACAGAAUUUAAAUACAUGACACCUUCUACCAAUUAAAAUAUUAAUAGAGCAUGUUCUUGGUAGGCACAGGCCCUGGGUUCCAUCCCAAGUACCAAGAAAAAGCUGUCUUCAUCUCUUCAGCUCUGACCCAGGUAAAGCCUGCUGCCUGCUGUGGUCUCCGGUGUCCCCCACGCUGUGGAGACCCAUUCUCUACUCAGAGAAGACCACCCUGCAUUCCACACCACACUUUUCCCUGAGGACGCCCUAGGGAACUUCCCCCGGUGCAUUAGAACAAAGGAGACACUAAAGUCAGUUUUUCGUGUUUUGGAUUUUUAUAAACAGUUCAAAUGUAUGUUCAAAAUAAGAACUGGCUUUUAAAGGAUUGGUUGUGCCACUAUUGCUUUUGACCCACACCAGUUUGACAAAUGUUGCUGUAAAUACUCUCCCUAAGAAAGAGUCCUCAAGUUGGGUUUGGUGGUGCAUGCCUUUAAUCCCAGCACUCGGGAGGCAGAGGCAGGUGGAUCUCUGUGAGUUCAAGGCCAGCCUGGUCUACAAAGUAAGUUCCAGGGCAACCAGAGCUGUUACACAGAGAAGCCCUGUCGCGGGUGGGGGAGUCCUCAAAGAUCUGCUAGUUUAUUGGAAAAUUGUUUGGAUUGUGCCACUUCUAACAUCAGCUAACACAGACUCUUUGGUAAUAUGUGUUGAAUUGGAUUUGGUUUUGAACUAAUUGUUACAUAAUAAACAGUACCUUGUCGGCCA